Clunio marinus is the source of this 1317-nucleotide messenger RNA. The record is from the annotation of a GenBank genome assembly. NCBI's taxonomy places the organism in Eukaryota, Metazoa, Arthropoda, Insecta, Diptera, Chironomidae.
UAAAUUUUAACCAAUCAGAGCAACUGUCGUGGUUUUUUGUCGACGAGCGGAUUUUUGUCACUUAAAUUCUUAGUAGAAUAAAUUAAAGAACAACACAAUUACUUCAAAUAUAGACUACCUAAUAAACUAAAGAUGAAUCAAUUAAAUUUACUUUAUAGCGUAAUCUUAAAUUGUCUGCUCGUGUUGAUUUUUACAAGUGAAUUUUCUUAUGCUAAUCGUGAUUUUUAUAAAAUCCUUAAUGUGAAGAAAAAUGCAAAUACAAAUGAAAUUAAAAAGGCAUACAGGAAAUUAGCUAAAGAAUUACAUCCUGAUAAGAACAAAGAUGAUCCUAAUGCAUCUGAAAAGUUUGCUGAUUUGUCAGCAGCUUAUGAAAUUCUUAGUGACGAAGAUAAACGUAAACUUUAUGAUCGAUGUGGGGAGGAAUGUGUGAAGAAAGAAGGAAUGAUGGAUGGAGGAAUGGAUCCAUUCGCAAGUUUCUUUGGAGAUUUCGGUUUUAACUUUGGUGGCCAAGAACAGAGAAAUGAGGCUCACAAGGGUGCCAAUAUAGUGAUGGAUCUCUAUGCAACUCUCGAAGAGAUGUACACAGGAAAUUUUGUCGAAAUAACGAGAAAUAAACCAGUUUUAAAACCAGCCUCUGGAACACGACAGUGUAACUGCCGUCAAGAAAUGGUUACUCGUAACUUAGGACCAGGACGAUUCCAAAUGAUGCAACAAACAGUUUGCGAUGAGUGUCCAAAUGUAAAAUUAGUAAAUGAAGAAAGGAUCCUUGAAGUUGAAAUUGAGACUGGAGUACAAGAUGGUCAUGAGACAAAAUUCAUAGCUGAGGGUGAACCACACAUGGAUGGAGAGCCAGGUGACCUUAUAAUCAAAGUAAGACAAAUGCCUCACAAAAGAUUUGAAAGACGAGGUGAUGAUUUAUAUACAAAUGUCACAAUAUCUCUUCAAGAUGCUCUCAUUGGAUUUUCGAUGGAUAUUCCCCAUCUUGAUGGACACAAAGUGUCGAUUGUUCGUGAAAAAGUAACAUGGCCAGGAGCUCGUAUUCGUAAGAUAGGAGAGGGAAUGCCCAAUUUUGAUAACAACAAUCUUCAUGGGACACUUUAUGUAACGUUUGAUGUUGAAUUCCCAAAGAAAGACUUCUCUGAUGAACAGAAAGAGAAAAUCAAAGAAAUUCUCGCACAAUCUUCGAUAAACAAAGUGUACAAUGGAUUAAAUUCCAACGCAUAAGGCUCGUCAAUAAGUUAUAACUUAAUUUAAAUAAAGGAUUUAAUUAAAAUGUGAAUAAAAAAAUUUAACGGUUUCUAUAAAUUUAAAAAUGGG